Molecule: messenger RNA, 6750 nt
Organism: Gadus macrocephalus (Pacific cod)
Lineage: Eukaryota; Metazoa; Chordata; Actinopteri; Gadiformes; Gadidae
Gene: supt6h
Product: SPT6 homolog, histone chaperone and transcription elongation factor
Exons: 38
Coding region: 163-5376 (1737 amino acids)
Biological process (GO): nucleosome organization; transcription elongation by RNA polymerase II; mRNA transcription by RNA polymerase II
Cellular component (GO): transcription elongation factor complex
Molecular function (GO): DNA binding; histone binding; nucleosome binding
Source: RefSeq, a predicted model, not a curated record
CACCGCCCCGGCCGUCCAGCAGGGGGGCUUUGUUGUCCUCAGAGAGCUGAAUGUCUUCACCUGCAUCCCGGUUGUCUUCACGCCAUUUUAAAGUUAAAGCAUUAAGCGAAAGCUCCAUAAAAAUUGUCGGAAUAUACUAACAAAACGAAAAGGCUCUGAAGUAUGUCAGACUUCAUUGAGAGUGAAGCUGAAGAGUCAGAGGAGGAGUUGGAAGAAAAAGAUCUCAAACCCAAAAAGACCCAGAGGUUUCUGGAAGAUGAUGAUGAGGAGGAAGAGGAGAACACUGAAGAUCAGGAUGAAAGGGGGAAUUUAAGAGGACUCAUCGACGAUGGAGACGAUGAGGAGGAGGAGGAAGCCGGGAGCAAGAGUGGAGCAGGCAGUGAUUCGGACGAGGAAGUCAAACAUCGACGCAAGAAGCGCAGCUUUGAUGACUAUCUGGAUGACGACGACCUUGACCUCAUUGAGGAGAAUUUAGGAGUCAAAGUGAAAAGAAGGAAAAAGAAGUAUGAGCGCGUCAAGACGAUGGAGGACGACGAUGAGGACGACGACGGGAAGGACCUCAUCGCCGACGAGAUCUUCACGGGGGACGCCGACGGCGACCUCGAGGAAGGAGAGACGGUGGACGUACCUAUUCAGCGUCAUGAGGACGAAGAGGGAGAGGAUGAGGAGUCAGACAUUGACGAUUUCAUUGUGGACGACGACGGCCAGCCCAUCACUUCUAAGAGGGGCAAAAAAUAUUCUGGCUUCACGGAUGCCGCCCUCCAGGAAGCCCAGGAGAUCUUCGGUGGCGACUUUGACUUUGCCGACUUCGAUGCGGACGCGUACGAGCAGGGCGACGAGGAAGAGGAGGACACGGACAAGAGGCAGCCCAAGCGGAUGCACGGGAGGAAGAGCAUCUUCGAACUGUACGAGCCUAGUGAGCUGGAGAGCAGCCACAUGACGGACCAGGACAACGAGAUCCGCUCCACCGACAUGCCCGAGAGGUUCCAGCUGAGAUCCAUCCCCAUCAAACCAGCCGAGGACGAGGAGCUAGAAGAGGAAGCCGAGUGGAUCUUCAGACACGGAUUCUCCACCCUGACCAUCUCCAUGCAGGAGAGCACAGACUACCUCGACAGGGGGACAACCACAAACUUCAGCAGGAAAGGUCCCAGCACCAUCGCCAAGAUCAAGGAGGCCCUGAACUUCAUGAGGAACCAGCACUUUGAGGUUCCCUUCAUCGCGUUCUACAGGAAGGAGUAUGUGGAGCCGGAGCUGAACAUCAACGACUUGUGGAAGGUGUGGCAGUGGGACGAGAAGUGGACACAGCUGAAGAUGCGGAAGCAGAACCUGACCCGCCUGUUCCGGAGGAUGCAGUCGUACCAGUACGAGCAGAUCUCCGCCGACCCGGACAAACCCCUGGCUGAUGGCAUCCGCCCCCUGGACACGGCAGAUAUAGAGAGGCUGAAAGAUGUCCAGUCGCUGGACGAGCUGAACGACGUGUACAACCACUUCCUGCUCUAUUACGGCCGAGACGUCCCCAAGAUGCAGAACGCCGCCAAAGUGAGCAAGAGGAAGAAGAAGAUGAAGAAGAUCAUUGAAGUGAACGAGGACGGCGAGGAAGAGGAGGUGGAGGUGGAGGAAGACGACGAGACCCAGAAAGGACCGGAUCUGAAGCUGGCGUCCCGUAGAGACAUGUACACCAUAUGUCAGGGCGUGGGCCUCGACGGGUUGGCCAAAAAGUUUGGACUGACUCCAGAGCAGUUUGGGGAGAAUCUGAGGGACAGCUACCAGCGGCACGAGACUGAGCAGUUCCCUGCAGAGCCCAUGGAGUUGGCCAAGGACUACGUCUCCAGCCAGUUCAGCACCCCGGAGGCAGUCCUGGAGGGGACCCGCUACAUGGUGGCCAUGCAGCUGGCCCGGGAACCCCUGGUGAGACACGUGCUCAGGCAGACCUUCCAGGAGCGGGCCAAGGUCAACAUCAAACCCACCAAGAAGGGCAAAAAGGAAGUGGACGAGGCCCACUUCGGCUACUCCUUCAAGUACCUGAAGAACAAGCCGGUGAAGGAGCUCAACGGGGAACAGUUCCUCAAGAUGUGUCUGGCGGAGGAGGAGGGGCUGCUCACCAUAGAGAUCUGUAUCGACCUGAUGGGCAUCAAGGGGUUUGCGGGGGACCAGGCCUACUUUGAGGAGAUCAAGCAGUUCUACUACAGGGACGAGUUCAGCCACCAGGUGCAGGAGUGGAACAAGCAGCGGACGCUGGCCAUCGAGAGGUCCCUCACCCAGUUCCUGUACCCCCAGAUGGCCAAGGAGCUGAAGAGCAAGCUGAUCGCCGAAGCCAAGGAGAACAUCGUCAGGUCUUGCUGCAGGCGUCUCUACAACUGGCUGAAGGUGUCCCCCUACCGGCCGGACCAGCAGGUGGAGGAGGACGACGACGACCUGAUGGACGACAACCAGGGGAAAGGCAUCCGCGUGCUGGGCGUGGCCUACGCUCCCAGCAGAGACACGCCAGUCUUCUGCGCGCUGAUCAACGGAGAAGGAGAGGUGGUGGACUUCCUGCGUCUGCCCUACUUCAUGACCAGAAGGAACGCUUUCCGGGAAGAUGAACGAGAGAAGAAGGCGAAGGACAUCGAGAACCUCAAGAAGUUUCUGAAGUCCAAGAAGCCUCACGUUGUGGCGGUGGGAGGGGAGAACCGGGACGCCCAGAUGAUCAUGGAGGACAUCAAGAAGGCGGUCAGCGAGCUGGAGCAGGAGUCGUCUAUCCCCCCGGUGGGGGUGGAGCUGGUGGACAACGAGCUGGCCACCCUGUACAUGAACAGCAAGAAGUCAGAGGCGGAGUUCAGGGACUACCCCCCCCUACUGCGACAGGCCGUGUCCAUUGCCCGCAAGAUCCAAGACCCCCUGGUUGAGUACACGCAGGUGUGCAGCAGUGAUGAUGACAUCCUCUGCCUCAAACUGCACCCCCUGCAGGAGCAAGUGGUCAAGGAGGAGCUGCUGACCGCCCUGUACUGUGAGUUCAUCAACCGGGUGAACGAGGUGGGCGUGGACGUGAACCGGGGCAUCUCCCACCCUUACACCCAGAGCCUGGUCCAGUAUGUCUGCGGCCUGGGGCCCAGGAAGGGGUCCCAACUCCUCAAGAUCCUGAAGCAGAACAACACGCGGCUGGAGAACCGCACCCAGCUGGUGACCAUGUGUCACAUGGGGCCCAAGGUGUUCAUCAACUGCGCUGGUUUCAUCAAGAUCGACACGGCCUCCCUGGGAGACAGCACCGACUCGUACAUCGAGGUGCUGGACGGCUCGCGGGUCCACCCCGAGACGUACGAGUGGGCGCGCAAGAUGGCGGUGGACGCCCUGGAGUACGACGAGUCUGCGGAGGACGCCAACCCGGCCGGAGCCCUGGAGGAGAUCCUGGAGAACCCGGAGCGCCUCAAGGACCUGGACCUGGACGCCUUCGCCGAGGAGCUGGAGAGACAGGGCUACGGUAACAAGGGCAUCACGCUGUACGACAUCCGCGCCGAGCUCAGCUGUCGCUACAAGGACCUGCGUGUUCAAUACAGGGCGCCCAACACGGAGGAGGUGUUCAACCUGCUCACCAAGGAGACGCCAGAGACCUUCUACAUAGGUAAACUGAUCACCAGUUGUGUGACGGGCAUUGCUCACCGGCGCCCCCAGGGGGAGAGUUACGACCAGGCCAUCAGGAACGACGCCACGGGCCUGUGGCAGUGUCCCUUCUGCCAGCAGGACAACUUCCCGGAGCUCAGUGAGGUGUGGAACCACUUUGACAGCGGCUCGUGUCCGGGCCAGGCCAUCGGGGUGCGCAGCCGUCUGGAUAACGGGGUGCAGGGCUUCAUCCCCACAAAGUUCCUCAGUGACAAGGUGGUCAAACACCCUGAGGAGAGAGUCACGGUGGGAAUGACGGUACACGUCCGCAUCAUGAAGAUCGACAUCGAGAAGUUCAGCGUGGACCUGACCUGCCGCACCUCCGACCUUGCGGACAAGGGCAACGAGUGGAAGCUCCCGAAGGACAGCUACUACGACUUCGACACGGAGACGGAGGACCACAAACACGAAGAGGACCUCAAGAAGAAGCAGCAGAGGACGCCCUACAUCAAGCGUGUGAUCGCCCACCCAAGCUUCCACAACAUCAGCUUCAAGCAGGCGGAGAAGAUGAUGGAGUCCCUGGACCAGGGAGACCUGGUCAUCCGGCCCAGCAGCAAGGGGGAGAACCACCUCACGGUCACCUGGAAGGUGGCGGAGGGUAUCUACCAGCACGUUGACGUGCGGGAGGAGGGCAAGGAGAACGUGUUCAGUCUGGGACACACCCUGUGGAUCGGCACCGAGGAGUUUGAGGACCUGGAUGAGAUCACGGCGCGCUUCAUCCAGCCCAUGGCGGCGUUCGCCAGGGACCUGCUGGGACACAAGUACUUCCACGAGUGCCACGGCGGAGACAGGAAGAAAAUGGAGGAGAUGCUGGUGAAGACCAAGAGGGAGAAGCCCACCUUCAUCCCCUACUUCAUCUCGGCCUGCAGGGACCUGCCCGGGAAGUUCAUCCUGGGGUACCAGCCCAGAGGCAAGCCUCGGGUGGAGUACGUGAGCCUCAGUCCGGACGGCUUCCGCUACCGCUCGCAGAUGUUCACCUCGGUCAACGGCCUGUUCCGCUGGUUCAAGGACCACUACCAGGAGCCCAUCCCCGGCAUCACCCCUAGCAACAGCAGCAGGACCAGGACGCCCGUAUCGCUCAAUGCUACGCCGGCAAACAUCAAUAUCGCAGACCUGGCGCGAGCAGUCAACUCCCUGCCCCGCAACAUGACCUCCCAGAUGUUCAACGCCAUCUCCGCGGUGACGGGCCAGGGCCAGAACGCCAACAGCACGCCGGCCCAGUGGGGGUCCAGCCAGUACAACUACAGCGGGGGCGGCGGUGGCGGGGGCAGCACCGGCGGGGGAGGGGGCAGCUCCUCGGCCUAUCACGUGUUUGCCACGCCCCAGCAGCCCAUGGCGACGCCCAUGAUGACGCCCAGUUACUCGUACACGACGCCCAGCCAGCAGGCGCUGGGCACGCCCCAGUACCCGGGCUCCACGCCCCAGUCGUCCCACGGCCACUCCUCGCACCACGCCCACCACAGCGGGGCCCCGGGGCCCGCGUCCGGCACGCCCACGUCCUCCAGCUCGUCCCGCGGCCGCACGCCACAGCAGCAGCAGCCGCAGCCUAAGUCCGGGGGCAGCAGCUCGGCCGUGGACUGGGGCAAGAUGGCCGAGCAGUGGCUGAAGGAGAAGGAGGCGGAGGGGAGGAAGAAGACGCCGCGCAUGACCCCCCGACCCUCGCCCAGCCCCAUGAUCGAGAGCACGCCCAUGUCCAUCGCCGGCGACGCCACGCCCCUCCUGGACGAGAUGGACCGAUAGGGCAGGGAGGGGGGCCUCACAUACCCCCCCCCCUUCAUUUCUUUUUUUUUAAACUCCACCCUCUCCCCUCAUACGGACACUCCUCCCUGGCCCUUGCUCCUCGUCGACCUCAUGCUCCCACUCCUCGUUCGUCCAGCGGCCAGACUUCCUGUGUGUUUGUGUGCGGGGGGUUGUGUCUGGCUGUAUUCAAACUGAAACUGUUGAUCCGGUCUCCCGGCUGCCUGUUUAAUUUCGUCAGGACUGUAUUUUACUCGUAACGUCGAUCCCUCGCCCCAGAGAGACGGGCUGAAGUGACUGAUGGCUGUGACGGCGGGCUGCUGCUAGGCCGCCCGGCAGCGGGGGCGCUUCCCUUUCUUAGCUGCAGGGUUUCCCUGUUGCCUUGUUGUCUUUUGUUGAAUGGCGGUCCGGUUCCAGGCCGCGCCCCUCAGGCCACAUCCCUCAGGCCACGCCCCUCGGGCGACACCCCUCAGGCCACAUCCCUCAAAGAUCCUAAACCCUUUGUGAUUGGUGGAUUAUUUUUGGAGGACGGUUUUUGUACGGCUUGCCUCUGAAGUUAAUAAAGAGGAUCAAGUGCGGCGAGUUGAAAGCCUUCUGUUUGAUUAAAACUGAUGGUCUCUUUCAAGGCCAGAUUAGCAGAGUAUUUCAUGAGAGCAGUAGCCCAUGCUAAAUGCUGCCCACCCAGAAGUUCUUCUGGCCCUCCGUCUGGGAACGUGUUGUCACACCCUGUGUGACCCUCAACACAACCUUUUGAAAUGUGUGCUAUAGAUGCUGAAUGUGGAUCUACAUUUCUUUUCAGCCUCAUCCCUGUGAGACAUCCCAUAAUAUGGAAUGUUGCUUUUCAGUUGUGGUCUCUCCAUAAAAUAGCAGGCGUUUUACCCUCUUAAACAAACAUGAACGAUUUUUGGUCCUCAGUCAUGCUAAAGACACCUUACUCGGUUGUAAUUAUGUUAUUUUGUCCAUUGUAGAGUACAGGGUCUUAAUGGGAGCGAGGGGGGGAGGGAGGGUCAUGAAUCCAGUGUUGUUAAGGUCCAGGGCGACGCUCUGACCCGGAUGGGAACCCAAUGGACAAAGAAAACUAAAUGUUGUGGUUGUAUCAUGAUGGGCUUUAUUGGACCGUGGGUUUAGUAUCAGGGUUACUACAUUAUCCUCGUAUUAUACUUCUAUUAUACGUUUAGUUGACUUGUUAAUUUUUAAAUAUUGCUUUGAGAAAAGCUGAAUCCACUUUGACCUAAAGGACCUGCGCAUUUCUUCCCAAGGCUCCGAUCCGUUCUGGUUUGAAGAGAAACGAAAUGUGAAGGAGGAAUGAUGUCUGGGGCUGAAACACUGCUUAGGACCUUUCUACACAAACCCUUUAAUAAAAGUGUUACUACCUAA